AUGGCUGACUCCACAGGUGAUCCAGAGACAGGCAAAGAUGUGGAAGAUCUGACAAAAAGCUUGGAGGAACUCUGUGAGAGCUCUAAGGAGCAGAGUGAGGAGGUGCUGCUGCUUUCACACCUAAAACAGCAUCAUCAUUUCGUCUCUAUACUGAAGAGGAAAGUGGAUGACACACACAAACGCUGCAGAGACCUGGAGCAGCUCAACAUGGAGCUGGAGAAACUGAGGGGAGAAGAUGCUGUGAAAAUUAAAACCCAGACCCACCGUAUUCAGUAUUUGGAGGGGCGCUUCAUGGAUCUGGUCAAAAACCAUGAAAAGAUGAUUCAGUUCAAAAAUGAACACAAAAAACAGCACCUGCAGCUGUGGGAGGAGAACAAGCGCCUGUGGCAGGACAGGGAAGCACUCUUCAGGCAGGCUGUGAGGGAGAAGGAAGCUGAAGUGCUCCAGCUGGCAGCCCAGGCCAGGAAGCUCUCACAGCAGUUCUGCUCCUUGCAGGAGAAAUAUGCUUCUGAGAGUCACAGAGCCCAGGAGUGAGAGAAGGAGCUGCUGGAAGCUCAGAGCCAACUUGCAGAUGCCUGUGCCCAGGAGGUGGAUUCACUGAAGGAGCAGCUGCAGGUCCUACAGGAGAGGCACCAACAAGCUGCUGCAAGGGCAGAGCAGGCAGAGAGCCAGCAGAGGGCUCAGGGCAGUGAGCUGCAGGCCAAGCUGGAAAGGGCACAUGAAGAGAAAGAGCAGCUACUGAACCUGGCCAUGGAGAGGAGCAAAGCUCUGCAAGAUAAGGAGCGGGGGAUUCAGAAGCUGGAGGAGAAGCUAGAGACUGUGGAGGAAGCAGGAAGCAGGAUGCAGAGAGCAGGAAGGUGCCUCAAGAAAGAGGCAGCACCAGUAGACAAAGAUCCAAAGGUUCAAGAACUCCAAGGACAGCUAGAACGCAGCAAGCAGGUGUACAAUGGACUCCUGCUGCAGUUCGAUGCUUCCAGAAAGCACAGUAUGGGUUUGUUGACUAAAGAGAGAGCUCUGAACAUCAAACUCUGUCACUUUGUUGCAUAA
Messenger RNA from Camarhynchus parvulus, 1047 nucleotides. RefSeq names its product coiled-coil domain containing 89 (gene CCDC89). NCBI's taxonomy places the organism in Eukaryota, Metazoa, Chordata, Aves, Passeriformes, Thraupidae. The record is from RefSeq and is a predicted model, not a curated record.